This is a messenger RNA of Oreochromis aureus, 1734 nucleotides long. RefSeq names its product myo-inositol oxygenase (gene miox). Bases 109 to 969 code for a protein of 286 amino acids. NCBI's taxonomy places the organism in Eukaryota, Metazoa, Chordata, Actinopteri, Cichliformes, Cichlidae. Gene Ontology annotation, molecular function: iron ion binding; inositol oxygenase activity. Gene Ontology annotation, cellular component: cytoplasm. The transcript has 10 exons. Gene Ontology annotation, biological process: inositol catabolic process. The record is from RefSeq and is a predicted model, not a curated record.
UUACAGUUUGAACACGGAGGAUAUAUAUGGGCAGGCAGGCGGGCAGGCACUGACAACCAGAGGAUUGACGCAUCACAACCCAUCACAACACAAUAGCUGCUGAGAGCCAUGAGGAUCAUCAACAUUGGUCCAGACCUGUCUCUGGCAUAUCGGCCAAAUUUGGAGACGGGUAAGGCGAAAGACAAGGAAGACUACAGAAACUUUGAGAGCGGAAGCCUAAUUGACCGUGUCUUCAACACGUACAGCCUCAUGCACACCAAUCAAACAGUGGAGUUUGUAAACCAAAAGCACACUGAAUGGAACGGUUGUAACCACACCCGGAUGGGGAUGAUGGAUGCCAUCAUGUCUCUAGACCAGCUUGUGGAUGAGUCUGAUCCUGAUGUGGACUUCCCCAACUCCUUCCACGCUUUCCAGACUGCUGAAGGCAUCCGCCAAGAACACCCAGACAAAGAAUGGUUCCAGCUGGUUGGUCUGAUCCAUGAUGUCGGAAAGAUCAUGGCUCUCUGGGAUGAACCGCAGUGGGCUGUAGUGGGAGACACUUUCCCCGUUGGCUGCAAAUUUCAAAACUCCAUUGUGUUCAGAGACAACACCUUCCUCAAAAAUCCAGAUGAAAAUAAUCCAAAAUACAACACUGAGUUUGGGAUCUACGAACCAAACUGUGGCCUUGACAAUGUCCUCAUGUCCUGGGGCCACGAUGAGUAUCUCUACAGAGUUACGAAGUUCAACAAGUGCCCCAUCCCAGAGGAGGGCUUAUACAUGAUUCGCUUCCAUUCCUUCUACCCCUGGCACUCCCAUGGAGAUUACAUGCACCUGUGCAACGAUAAGGACUUGAAGAUGCUGCCCUGGGUCAAAGAGUUCAACAAAUUUGACCUGUACACAAAAACCACUGAUCUGCCUGACGUCAACAACCUGAAGGUGUACUACCAGUCUCUGAUCGACAAGUACUGUCCUGGAGUACUGCAGUGGUAAAACGGACCAAAAGGAACAUUUAAAAAAGAAAAAUCAACAGCAACACUGUUAGAAAUCGGCUAGUGGAAUGAUUUUACAUACCUAUACUGUGACACUCUGACUAAAUGUAUAGCUUUAUAAUAACACUAUAGCUGGACUUGGUGUCUUUCUGUAUAUAGUUUAGUUUUUACUGAAUAAAUCAAUCUUAUGUUGUGCAUACUAAUCAUUAUAAUAAUGCCUAUUUUAUACAAUAAAGCAUGUACAAAUCAAAAUUUCUCUUUUAUUGUACUGUUACAUAUAUAAAAAAUUUUCAAAACACUACAGUGUUCCAUGUGUUUUAUUUGAAAUCUUAAAAAAAAAAACAAAAAAAAAACCCAAAACACACAUAUGUUUGUAGAAAAGGGGAAAAGUGCUUGUGUGAUUUAGUUCUGUACAUACAGCAAGACGCAAACAACACAGGCAGGAGACAAACGGUGCCAAACAGUAGCGUCAACGCUACACAAACCACAUCAUCGUUUCAUUCUACAUGAUUUGUUUGUUUGUUUUUAACUGGGUUUCUCCAGAUGUUCAGCAGUAUAUGUCAGAGCUGACAAGGAAGGCAUUAAAAUGUUUAAAAACCUUCUGCAAAGUGAUGAAGCAGAAAUACAGAGAGGUACGGUGUGGUGCAGUGAAGUGUCGGUGAAACAAGGCAGGCAUGUUGUUAAUGAGUGGCUGAUCGGGAAACACAAAAAUACAGAAAACAUCUUCUUUGGUCAUCUUGGUAACAUUUUAUAAAGGCAGACGUGA